Pecten maximus is the source of this 5167-nucleotide messenger RNA. Its product is annotated as multidrug resistance-associated protein 1-like. Gene Ontology annotation, biological process: transmembrane transport. Gene Ontology annotation, molecular function: ATP binding; ATP hydrolysis activity; ABC-type transporter activity. Lineage: Eukaryota; Metazoa; Mollusca; Bivalvia; Pectinida; Pectinidae. Gene Ontology annotation, cellular component: membrane. Bases 1112 to 4927 code for a protein of 1271 amino acids. The record is from RefSeq and is a predicted model, not a curated record. The transcript is spliced from 32 exons.
UAUGGACAAGCAUACAACAUGUGGUGCAAUGUAUGUAGGACUUAGUCGACAUACUCAAGAUGGAGGUUGAUAAUAGCUCUACGAGUCUUUACCUGUUCGAGGACAUUUGUGGUGAAUCGCCUUUUUGGACAAAUGAAGUACUCACGUCAGAAUCACCGAAGUUUACAUCAUGCUUUCAAACAACAGUACUAGAGUGGGCUCCCUUUGCAUGGCUUGGUUUCGUACUUCCGAUUUAUGCUGUUUGCCUGUGUUGUCGUUCCAAGACAUUCCCUCUACCAUUGACGGCGAUAAGCAUCACCAAGACGGUGGCAUGUUACGUGUUGUUAGCUCUGACGCUUCUACAAAUAUGGGCCGUAGAUCAGGACGGUUGGACGUACAUAGGAAAUAUACAAACGGACAAAAAUGUGACAACGCCCCCUAACGUAACGUCAGCAACAAUAGAUGGCCCUCCGACGUCAUUUUAUCUUGGGAUAGUACUCCGUGUGGUAUCAUUGGCUGUCGUUGGAGUGUAUAUUCAGUACGCAAGAUGGUCCGGUGUCGUGAGUUCGGGGGUUAUACUAUUCUACUGGACACUUCUACUUAUCUGUGGAAUAAUACCAUUCCAGUCGGCAAUAUCAUAUAUGCCGGAUUCCGCCAGUAGUAUCAUACAGUACGUGUACAUGGCGGUACUUCUUACACAACUGAUCCUCCAUUGUUUCGCUGACAAGCGUUCUGGACAGCUGUAUCAACAAAUCGGAGAGGAUGGGCCACCUUGUCCGGACGAGGACUCUUCAGCACUAUCCUUGUUGUUUUACUUCUGGUUAUAUCCUAUCGUGAUUAAAGCCUUUAAGACGACGAUGGGAAAGGAGACUUGUGGGAGCAGACACCAAGAUUAAAGUGUGAACAUGCAGUGUAUGAGCUAGGCAGGGCAUGGGACGCUGAACAACUGAAAGCUAAUAUUUCAAACAGAAAAACAAGUCGUACAGUCAGACAGAAAAGCCGACAUAAAGUCGUGACAAAUGGGUUUGCGAAAUCAUGUGAGGACACGCCUCUCCUGAACUCGAACCGCGUCACAUCCGACGACACUGAUGCUCUCCACAUACCAAUCAAACUGAAGAGGCCGUCUCUUUUCAUGUCAUUGUUUAAGACAUAUGGAUCUCUUUAUGUCAUAACAGUUUUCAUCAAACUUAUCAGUGACGUCACCGCUAUGCUACAGCCUGUUAUCCUUGGAAUACUAGUAUCUUAUAUCGAAACCAAUGCGGAAGAUCGAGACCCAGAGUGGGUUGGAUAUGCACUGGCGGUAUUGUUUGCGGUUACUGGGGAGGUAGAGUCGCUUGCAUACAACACGUCGCUCCAUCUUAACAUGGCGCUUGGCAUCCGGGUCAAGUCAGGUCUAAUAGGGGCUAUAUAUCAAAAGUCACUGCGGAUGAGUAAUUCGGUGAAGAAGGACUUUACUGUCGGCGAGAUAGUAAACCUGAUGUCUGUUGACUGUCAGAGAAUUCAGGACGCAUUCGCAUUUCAUCACUGGAUUUUCUCCUUCUUCUCCAUCACAGGAAUCGGUCUGUACCUAGUAUGGAAUGAAAUGGGAGACGGUAUAUAUGGUUGUAUCGUCAUCGUCGUCAUAUUCACCAUCCUCAAUGUCUACUUUGGUCAGCUUCAAGAGAGAUACCAACAGGGUCUGCUCAAACUAAAGGGAAGCAGAAUGAAACUUCUCAAUGAGGUUCUGGGUGGAAUCAAGGUCCUGAAGAUGUACGCUUGGGAAAAAACCUUCACAGAGAAGAUAAAAGCUAUAAGAGACUUGGAGAUGGGUUUCCUAAAAAAGAUCGCCGUGGUGACUGCGUUCUCUGUCGUUCUGGCAGUACACAGUCCAUUCUUUAUGAACUUUGCGAUCCUGUUGAUUUACAUGCUAGCCGAUCUGUCCCGAUACUUGAACGCCACCACAGCAUUUACUAUAGUAUCUGUGGUCAACGUUAUCCGAUACCCGAUAGCGUUAUCUCCCUUUGUUAUCACUUCCUGUAUACAGACUUAUGUAUCGGUGGACCGUAUUCAGAGAUUUCUUUGGGAGGAGGAUCUAGAACAUGAUAAUGUAAAGCGUGUCACACAUGGCGACCAUGCUGUCAGUAUUCAAAACGGACGAUUUACCUGGGACAUUGAGGAUCAGAUGACAACACUGACAAACAUCAACUUUGAGAUACCACAGGGAAAAUUGGUGGCGGUGGUGGGAAUUGUCGGUUCAGGCAAAUCCUCGCUGAUCUCAGCUGUAUUAGGAGAGUUAGAAAGGCUGGAAGGGGAGGUCACUCUGAAGGGAUCGAUUGCCUACGUACCCCAGGAGGCAUGGAUACAAAACAUGACAUUAAGAGACAAUAUAUUAUUUGGAACGCCAUAUCGUGAGAAGAAAUAUCGGAGAGUUCUGGAGGCUUGCCAACUCCUUCCUGACUUGAGCAUACUUACAGCUGGAGACCAGACAGAGAUCGGUCAAAAGGGCAUUAACUUGAGUGGUGGUCAGAAGCAGAGGGUCAGUUUGGCCAGAGCUGUAUACAACAACGCAGACGUUUACUUGCUGGACGAUCCGCUCAGUGCCGUUGACAGUCACGUGGGAAAGGCGCUAUUCCAGAAAGUUAUCGGCAACGAGGGAUUACUUAAAAACAAGACCCGUAUCCUGGUGACACACGGCGUCCAUUGGCUGCCUAACGUCGAUAGGAUUAUCGUUAUGGACGGUGGACAGAUAUCAGAGAUAGGAACUUACGAGGAACUGCUACAACAUAACGGACCAUUCGCUCACUUCCUACAGACUUUCCUGUUACACGAUGAUGAUAAAGACGAGGAGGACGUAAAAGAAACAGACACAGGAACAGGAGCCACCCGCCGACGAAGGACUCUUUCAGUUCAGGAAAUUAAGGACAAGAUGUGGGAACAAGUAGAGGAAGUUACGUCUGAUGGUAUGACGUCAGACGAUAACGUCACCAUAGAGGGACUGUCUCGGCGACAAAGUAUCCGGAAAAUUACAAAGAAUGGAUCUUUAGUCCCGUCAAAGCUGUUGACCAGGGCAAUAUCUCGCCAAAUGUCAAGGUCGAUAUCGCAUUCCAUUACAAGGUCAAUGUCAAAAGCAGACGAUAAUAUACUCGGCCAGUUGAUCACAGAGGAGGGAACUGAAGAAGGGUCGGUGAAGUGGGCUGUAAUUCUUGCAUAUGUCAAGGCCAUGGGAGCGUAUGCGACAGUGUUUGCGUUGCUGAUGAUAGCGGUUUUCCAAGGCCUGAAUAUGUACUCGAUAUUCUGGAUCACGGACUGGACAACUGACGAGUAUCUGGUCAACACGAGUAACCAGGUGGAAAAAGAGUAUAUCGAUACGAAUAUAUACUACCUAGUUGGGUACGGAGUACUCGGGCUAGCACAGGGAAUCUGUCUCUUCCUAUUCGGUCUGAUUUCACUAGUUCGUAUUGUGCGAGCCAAUGGGACACUUCACGAAAGAAUGAUGAAGAGUACUUUCCGUUCGCCGAUGUCGUUUUUCGACACGACACCUAUCGGCCGUAUCAUGAACCGUUUCUCCAGUGAUAUAGACGUACUUGAUGACCGGAUGUCUCGGACGUACAGACUGAUGAUGAUUUUUAUUUUUACAUUGGCCUCCACUGUCAUCGUGAUUUCUAUCACAACACCAGUUUUCCUUGUCGCCCUGGUGCCUGCUGGGAUAGUUUACGUCCUUUUUAUGAUCUUCUACCUACCGACAGCCCGUCAGUUGAAGAGAAUAGAGUCGGUGACUCGCUCCCCCGUGUAUAACCACUUCAGCGAAACGAUCACGGGUGCCAGCGUCAUACGGGCCUAUCAGGCGUCCGAACGUUUUAUAGAGGAAUCUCAGAAACGUGUAGACAAGAACGCCGCCUUCUACCAUGCCGCUAAUGUGUCGGCUAGGUGGAUCAGUGUUGUCGUAGAGAGCAUCAGUAAUAUCCUGGUAUUCGCUGCUGCUUUGUUUGCCAUCAAUUCACCUGAACUAACCGGCGGAGAUGUUGGUCUCUCACUCACAUACUCAUUACAGAUCGUGGUAGGGUUAGCGCUGGUGGUGUUUGCCGUCAGUGAGAUGCAGAUGAAUAUAGUCUCUACUGAACGCGUGGUGGAGUACACAGAUCUAGUGGAAGAGGCCGUGUGGAUCAGGGACGACUUCCGCCCUCCGCCUAUGUGGCCCCACGCCGGAAGUAUCAAGUUCGAUGGAUACACCACAAGGUACCGGCCCGGACUGGAACUGGUACUCAGGGGGAUAGACUGUGAAAUACAGAGCGGGGAAAAGAUCGGAAUAGUUGGAAGAACGGGAGCUGGAAAGUCUUCCCUUGCAGUGGCCUUAUUCCGCCUCAUUGAAUCUGCAUCAGGGACGAUAUCCGUCGACGGGAUUCAAACAUCCGAUCUUGGACUUCAUGAUUUGAGACCGAACAUCACUAUACUACCGCAGGAUCCCGUGCUAUUCUCCGGACCAUUGAAAUCCAAUCUCGAUCCCAUAGGAAAGUUUACAGAUUACGAAAUCUGGAAAGCAUUGGAAUCCGCUCAUAUGAAAAAGUUUGUUCAAAACCAAAGGGACCAGCUGUAUUAUGAAUGCGGAGAAGGUGGGAUGAACCUGAGUGUAGGCCAGAGACAGCUGGUGUGUCUCGGCCGAGCCUUGCUCCACAAGAACAAGAUCUUGAUCCUGGACGAGGCCACGGCCGCCGUGGAUAUGGAGACUGACGAACUGAUACAGCAGACGAUACAGACCGAGUUCAGUGAGUGCACUGUCCUCACCAUCGCCCACAGAUUGAACACGAUCAUGGAAUACGACAGAGUGAUGGUUCUGGAUAAAGGUCUCAUCGCAGAAUUCGAAACGCCAAGGACGCUGUUACAGGACACCUCAAGUGUAUUUUACGGAAUGGCUAAAGAUGCGGAAGUAACAGACUGGUUUGAAAAUGACAAAUAUGCCAAAAAGAUGUGAACACUUUUAUCUGCCUAAAACAAUUGGCUGUAUUCUAACAUUGUUAUGCUGUAUAUUGUGGUAAAUGAUUCACCUACGUUGUCUCUUGUAAUGGCAAUAAACUAUUUCAGUCUUACUGAACACUUUCAUAUAUCCUUGUGUACAGGAACAACAUAACUACGACAGAACAUACUGAGUGUGAAUAACAUAUCCAAUAAAGAAUCCGGUAUCAAAAUAAUUUGACGGAAAAUAAAAUGCGAA